Messenger RNA from Phragmites australis (common reed), 1254 nucleotides. RefSeq lists its product as uncharacterized. The record is from RefSeq and is a predicted model, not a curated record. The transcript is spliced from 7 exons. Gene Ontology annotation, molecular function: oxidoreductase activity. Gene Ontology annotation, cellular component: chloroplast. Lineage: Eukaryota; Viridiplantae; Streptophyta; Magnoliopsida; Poales; Poaceae. The coding region runs from base 101 to 1009 and encodes 302 amino acids.
ACAAAGCGGCCACAGCGAGCGACCCAACAUCCGUCACAAGCGGGAAGAAAGCGAUAAGGAGACAGUGAAGCAACCAAAGCUGCUCACUCGCCGGCGAACGAUGGCCACGGCGGCUGCGGCAACGACGUGUGUGCGGGUGUCUUCUCCGUUCACGUGCCCACUUAUCAGGCCUCCCUGCCAUGUCAGUGCUGCGAUGCGGGGACCGAGGAGGGCCGGACUGGCCGUCUCGGCGACCGCUGGGGCCGGCGGUGGGUCGCUGCCCACCGUGCUCGUCACCGGCGCCGGCGGCCGAACAGGCCAAAUUGUGUACAAGAAGUUGAAGGAGAGGGCAGGUCAAUUUGUGGGUAGAGGGCUGGUCAGGACAGAAGAGAGCAGAGGUAAAAUAGGCGGCGGUGAUGAUGUGUUCAUCGGAGACAUAAGGGAUCCCGAAAGCAUAGCUUCUGCGAUUGAGGGCAUUGACGCGCUCAUCAUCCUCACCAGCGCGGUCCCGAAGAUGAAACCAGGGUUCGAUCCUAGCAAAGGAGGGCGUCCCGAGUUUUACUUUGAAGAAGGGUGUUAUCCUGAGCAGGUGGACUGGAUCGGUCAAAAGAAUCAAAUAGAUGCUGCCAAGAACAUCGGUGUAAAGCAGAUUUUGUUGGUUGGAUCCAUGGGUGGAACAGACAUCGAUCACCCAUUAAACAAGCUAGGAAAUGGGAAUAUACUGGUGUGGAAGCGGAAGGCGGAACAGUACCUAGCGGACUCUGGUCUACCAUAUACUAUUAUAAGGGCUGGAGGACUGCAAGAUAAAGAUGGUGGUUUGCGAGAGUUGAUUGUUGGGAAGGAUGAUGAGAUCUUAAAGACUGAAACAAAAACUAUUGCCAGGGCAGAUGUAGCAGAAGUUUGCAUACAGGCCUUGCUAUUUGAGGAGGCAAAGUUUAAGGCAUUUGAUCUGGCAUCAAAACCUGAAGGUGAAGGGACACCAACUACAGAUUUUAGGGCUCUUUUUGCACAAGUUAGCAGUCGCUUUUAAGAAGAUAAGAUCAGUCUGGCCAAGAAAUGAGGGCGAUUUUCAUGAAGGGAUAUGAAAUGUGUAUUGAGUAAGGUUAGUUUCAUUUUUUUUUUUACUAAAUUGAUACAAUAUAACCUUUGUUCCAUGUAACAUUAUUUCCAUGCGAUUUCCCCCCCUUCGUUUCCCUUUCAUAAUGGACAGUGGAUUCUGUGUAUAAUGUUUAUGAUUUCUGUUAGCAUUUAAGGUUUCUUAAGUGCAAUUAGGCA